This is a messenger RNA of Colletotrichum paranaense, 963 nucleotides long. Its product is annotated as dihydroflavonol-4-reductase. The record is from RefSeq and is a predicted model, not a curated record. The coding region runs from base 1 to 963 and encodes 320 amino acids. Lineage: Eukaryota; Fungi; Ascomycota; Sordariomycetes; Glomerellales; Glomerellaceae. The transcript is spliced from 6 exons. Gene Ontology annotation, molecular function: oxidoreductase activity, acting on the CH-OH group of donors, NAD or NADP as acceptor.
AUGACCAGAGUUCUUCUUACCGGAGGCAGUGGCUUCAUUGCUACGCAUAUUCUGAAGCUUCUUCUUGAACGCGGACACUCUGUGGUCACAAGCGUCCGCAACCAAGCCAAAGCAGACGCUAUCAAGCAGUCAUAUCCUGAAAUCGGAGCCGACAAAUUGUCCUUCGUCAUUGUUCCCGAUGUGGCUAAGAGCGAUGCAUUCACCGAUGCCGUCAAAUCUGACCCACCAUUUGAGGCGGUCAUUCAUACUGCAAGUCCCUUUCACUUCAACGUGACUGACAUCAAGGCGGACCUCCUUGAUCCCGCUAUCAACGGAACAACCGGUAUCCUCCAAGCUAUCAAAAAAAAAUGCCUCGGGCUAUGGCCCGGUCACACUUAUGACGAGAGUGACUGGAGCCCCAUCACGAUGGAACAGGCGUUGCAGAGCGCUGGCGCUGGUUACUCUGCAAGCAAGAAGUUUGCUGAAAAGGCAGCUUGGGACUUCCUCGAGGCCGAGUCUCCUGCGUUUUCCAUUUCCACAAUCUUACCACCCCUCGUCUUUGGUCCUGCUGUGCAGAGCCUGGCUUCCCUUGAUGCCCUCAACACCUCAAACCAAUUUAUCCGCAGCUUCAUUCUUGGCGCGGCGAAAAAGGAAAUUCCUCCCACUCAGAACCCCAUCUUCGCCGAUGUACGAGAUGUGGCAUUUGCUCAUGUAGCGGCCAUGGAGAAGAAGGAAGCUGGCAACAAACGCUUCUUUAUCACGAACGGCUACUGCUCAAACCGUGAGAUUAUUGAAAUCAUCCGAAAGCGCUUCCCGGAAUACAAGUCAGCUUUGCCUUCCAAAUGCACUAAGGGCGGUGAACUGCCCAAGGAGGUUUACCAAACGAACACCACACGCAGCGUCGAGAUUCUGGGCAUGAAGUACGCGGAUUUCGAACAUUGUGUUAUUGACACCAUUAGAUCUUUUGCCUCCGUCAAGCAGUAG